Molecule: messenger RNA, 2286 nt
Organism: Rhododendron vialii
Lineage: Eukaryota; Viridiplantae; Streptophyta; Magnoliopsida; Ericales; Ericaceae
Product: rhamnogalacturonan I rhamnosyltransferase 1
Exons: 8
Coding region: 410-1903 (497 amino acids)
Cellular component (GO): chloroplast; cytoplasm
Source: RefSeq, a predicted model, not a curated record
AAUCGGAACCAGGGACCCAAAUCACAGGAACAACCGCCCUUCUCCUGUGGUUCUUCUCUCUCUCUCUCUCUCUCUCCACAACCAAACACACUCUCCAUUCCCCCUACUUCUUCCACUUCCAAAUCACGGGAAAAAAUACUAACUUUUCCGAGUUUUGUAUCACAUUUGACGGUGGUGUUUGGUGAGGCGAAGAACCUUUUUAAUUAAAUUCCUCUUCUUUUCCCCCGUGAAAUCUCACCCCUCUCUCUCUCUCUCUCUAGGGUUUUCAUUCACGGAUUCUCGGAGAAAUUCGAUAGAAUAAUUUCAGGGAAUUUAUUUCAAUUCUUUGUUGUCAUAAAAGUCGCGGCUGACCUUGUUUUUUUUGGUGGAAUGAAGAAGCGGCGGCGAUGAGGAGGUGUGGAGGGGAGAAAUGGAGAUUAGAUCCGAGGGUGGUGGUGGUUGUGUGCAGGUUAAGUGCGAUAAUAAGGUUCCUCCGGCGCAGGUUAUACCGAGGACCCGAUUGCAGGUGUGGUUCAUCAGGGUUUGUUCCAGCAUUCUGAUAUGGACGUGUUUGGUCCAGCUCAUGGCCGUGGGCGAGCUGUGGGAGCAGCCGCGUCGUGUGUCGAACCUCACGAACGUCUUGAUCCGUGAACCGGCGCGGCCUCUUGUCGUAGCGAGGAACUACAUAAGCAAUGGUUUUCUAAAAGUCUCUUGCAAUGGAGGGUUGAAUCAAAUGCGUGCUGCGAUUUGCGAUAUGGUGGCAGUUGCUCGUCUUCUGAAUCUGACUUUGGUUGUUCCAGAGCUUGAUAAGACGUCAUUCUGGGCUGAUCCUAGUAAUUUUGAUGACAUCUUUGAUGUGAAACACUUCAUUGACUCACUAAGAGACGAGGUUAGGAUUGUCAGAAGGUUGCCAAAAAGGUUUAACAGGAAAUAUGGAUACCAACCACUACAGAUGCCUCCUGUAAGCUGGUCAAAUGAAGAGUAUUACUUGCAAAAGGUUCUACCCCUCUUCAGUAAGUAUAAGGUGAUGCACUUCAAUAGAACAGACACACGUUUGGCAAACAACGGGAUUUCUCUCGAUCUUCAGAAACUCAGGUGUCGUGUCAAUUUCCAGGCACUAAAAUUUACUCCUGAGAUUGAGGCAUUGGGAUACAAAUUGGUACAGAUUCUUCAAUCAAAGGGACCCUUUGUAGCAUUGCAUCUGAGGUACGAGAUGGACAUGUUGGCUUUCUCAGGUUGUACACAUGGCUGCACUCAGGAGGAAGCAGAGGAGCUGAAACGUUUGAGGUAUGCUUUUCCUUGGUGGAGAGAGAAAGAGAUAGUGUCUGAAGAGAAGAGAUUACAAGGUCUGUGUCCCCUUACCCCAGAAGAGGCGACAUUAGUUCUGCAAGCAUUGGGUUUUGAUAAAGAUAUGCAAAUAUAUAUUGCAUCUGGGGAGAUUUAUGGCAGUCAAAGGAGACUUGCUGCAUUAAGAACUGCAUUUCCACGAUUUGCGAAGAAGGAAAUGCUGUUGGAACCAGAAGAACUCCAACAGUUCCAAAACCAUUCUUCUCAAAUGGCAGCCCUUGAUUUUAUGGUUUCAGUUGCCAGUAAUGUCUUCAUACCUACUUACGAUGGGAACAUGGCAAGACUUGUGGAGGGUCAUCGCAGGUAUCUGGGGUUCAAGAAAACCAUCAAACUUGACCGGAGAAAACUCAUAGAAUUGGUGGAUUUGCAUCACAAUGGGACUUUGGAUUGGGAUGAGUUCUCAUUUAGUGUCAGAAUUGCACAUGGAAAAAGGAUGGGACAGCCAACUCGUCGUUUAGUUAUGGUAGACAAGCCCAAGGAAGAGGAUUAUUUCUAUUCGAACCCACAAGAGUGUCUUUGUGGUGGAACAAGUUGCGAUGACUUGUUAGGUUCUGGUAAUAUUUCCACAAUCCAAUGAGAGGCAUUGAUUUUGCUUUACACGGAAGUAAAAGCUUUGAUUAGAAGAAUGGAAAUGAAGGAUACUCCCCGCCUAAUGGAAUUUACGGUAAAUGACAUAAAGAAAGUCCGGUGCCUAGAGCUUUUACACGGAAGUAAAAGUUUAGAUCCAAAAAAGUGUGCUACCUAGAGGUGCGGUGGUGUUAAUUGUUGAUGAGCUUUGUAACAUGUGGCAACGAAGGGUUUUGAAAGUUUCCCUUCUGGGCACAUAGAGAUGUAUUCAUUCCUUUGUCUAUAGUUAUUUGUCUUCCUCCUGGUCGAUUGGUAUCAGAAAUUUGCAGCAUUUUGUUUAGUUUCGAAAGCUCAAUUGAAAUAUAGUAAAAUGUGUCAUUAUUGUUGAAUGAA